This is a messenger RNA of Camellia sinensis, 444 nucleotides long. The record is from RefSeq and is a predicted model, not a curated record. Lineage: Eukaryota; Viridiplantae; Streptophyta; Magnoliopsida; Ericales; Theaceae.
AUGGGAAAGUCCUUACUGCCUUUUACUAUAUUCUUUCAACUGCUAAUGGUAGAAGUUCAAGCCAUUAGAGGAUCAUACAAACCACCAGAUAGUAAUGUGAAACUUUUUGUAUUUGGAGACUCCUAUGUUGAUACUGGGAAUGCUCCAAAACUCUCUACUGACUCAUGGAGAAAACCAUAUGGAGUAAGUUAUCCUGGUAAACCGACUGGCCGAUUCGCUGUCGGUUGCAUCUUGACCGAUUAUAUAGGUGUUUUCAGCACAAUGAUCCCAUUACCAAACAUGACUACCCAAAUCAAUUAUUUUCAACAACUUGUUGAAAAGAAAGUUCACAACCAAAAUGAUCUUGAUUCCUCCAUUGCUUUGAUAUCCUUGGCUGGCAAUAACUAUUUUGCUUAUUUGAGGAAAAAGGGAAGUAAAAAGGGUACUAUAAAGGUCAGUCUUUAA